UAGUAGUGUUUAGAGCAGCAGUACAACAGACAUCAUGCUGGGCUCCUGGAUUCUGGUUGCUUUUUGUGUCUGCCUUUUCUUCCUCUUCAUCAGGAUCCGGAGGCCCAAGAACUUCCCUCCUGGACCACGACCCGUCCCUAUAUUUGGGAACUUGUUUCAUAUUAACAUCAAAAAUCCUCUGAAAGACUUUGAGAAGUUGGCUGAGCAAUAUGGAAACAUUUACAGCCUGUACAUUGGGACAAAACCAGUUGUUGUUCUUAAUGGUUUAAAAGCCAUAAGAGAAGCUCUGGUGACCAAAUCUGCAGAUUUUUCAGGACGGCCACACGGCAUGGUUAAGGAUGUAACUGAAGGAAAAGGAGUCAUAAUGACUGAUUAUGGUCUUCAAUGGAAAGAGCAUCGGCGCUUUGCUCUCAUGACCUUAAGGAACUUUGGCUUGGGGAAACAGUCUAUGGAGAACAGGAUUCUGGGAGAAAUUGAACAUCUCAUUGCAAAAUUGGAGAAGAAUGCUGCAUUUCUAUUUGUAGGAAGCUCCAUGUAUCCUCAGACUUUGUUCCAUGAUGCGGCAUCAAAUAUCAUCUACCUGGUUUUGUUUGGCACUCGCUUUGACUACGGCGAUGAAACCCUUAAAAUAUACAUUCGGCUGUUUACUGAAAAUCUAAAGCUUGCUAAUGGACCUUGGGCAAUGAUCUAUGAUGCACUUCCUGUGGUGAGGUCUUUGCCCCUUCCCUUUAAAAAAGCCUUUGAUAAUUACAACACAGUUAAAGUCAUGACAGCAAACAUGAUCAAGAAGCACAAGACAACAAGAGUCCCAGGAAAACCAAGAGACUUUGUCGACUGCUAUCUGGAUGAGCUUGAUAAGAGAGACAAUGAAUCCACUUUCAGUGAAGACCAACUGGUGGCGUAUAUUAUGAAUCUGCAUGUAGCUGGAACUGACACCACAUCCAACACACUCCUUACAGCAAUUCUCUACCUCAUGGCUCAUCCGGACAUCCAGAAGAGAUGCCAGCAGGAGAUUGAUGAGGUUAUGGAGAGUAAAUCUCAGAUAUCUUUCGAGGACAGACACAACAUGCCGUACACACAGGCAAUGAUUCACGAGUGUCAGCGCAUCGCCAACACCGUCCCUCUGAGUGUGUUCCACUGUACCACAAGAGAUACUGAACUGAUGAACUACACCAUCCCAAAGGGAACUAUGAUCAUCCCCAACCUGUCCUCAGUGUUGAGCGAAGAAGGCCAGUGGAAGUUUCCUCAUGAUUUUAACCCAUCAAACUUCCUAAAUGAUCAGGGACAGUUUGAGAAGCCUGACGCCUUCAUGCCCUUUUCUUCUGGGCCUCGUAUAUGUCUUGGUGAAGGUCUGGCUCGCAUGGAGCUCUUCCUCUUCUUGGUUACUCUGCUGCACCGCUUUCAGUUCAUUUGGCCUGAAGAUGCAGGACAACCAGAUUUCAGUCCUGUGUUUGGCAUAACACUUACACCCAAACCAUACAGGAUGCUAGUCAGGCAGAGACAGCCAGCUAGAGAAAUGUAGAGCUGGUAUACAAUAUGUCUGCAUAUUGAAAAUUUCUUUAUGGAUCAUGAAACCUGUUCUAGUAUAAGAGAAAAAGAGGCCAACAGAGGUUUAAUCAAUCAGCUAUAUCAAAUUUCAAUAUUAAAUUAAACUGCUUAAACUGCUAAUAAUAAACCCGGAUCUUGUUUUCAACAAUGAUUAAAAAGUUGCAUUUGUCACAAGAUGUUUAUGUUUGUACCUAUAAAUGCCAAAUUCUAUAAAUGUAAAUGUAAAAUUAUAAAAACAAUACAGCACAUUUUAAUUGCUUAUGUCUUGGUGCUAGUGUCCAAGUUUGAUUUGUGAAAACAUCAUGAAACAGUAAAACAAGCCAUAUUUACAUUACGUGCUAUUUUAGUCUUUUUCACUAUCCUGACAUGCUGCACUAGUGUAGGAGUUCAGCAAUAAAAAUGGACAAAUUUCUCCAUCCA
Molecule: messenger RNA, 1968 nt
Organism: Pangasianodon hypophthalmus (striped catfish)
Lineage: Eukaryota; Metazoa; Chordata; Actinopteri; Siluriformes; Pangasiidae
Product: cytochrome P450 2F2
Exons: 9
Coding region: 35-1522 (495 amino acids)
Biological process (GO): xenobiotic metabolic process
Cellular component (GO): intracellular membrane-bounded organelle; cytoplasm
Molecular function (GO): oxidoreductase activity, acting on paired donors, with incorporation or reduction of molecular oxygen, reduced flavin or flavoprotein as one donor, and incorporation of one atom of oxygen; heme binding; iron ion binding
Source: RefSeq, a predicted model, not a curated record